AUCACUCCUUUAGCAUCACGAACAUCCUGGUCUCUGAUCUUGGAAAUAACGGCUUGCGCAUCUCCCAGAAAAGCAGCCUCUGUCCUCCUUUAGUACUAUCAAUGUGUUUGUUACUAUACAUGUAAUCUUUAAAAAAAUGUAUGAAAACUUAAAGAUGAAGCCUCAAACAGACAUUAUGGUCCAAGCAAUAUCAAACCCACAACAAACAAUGGAACGAAAAAUAACAUACAAAGGAGACCAUUAACAUUACUAUUACAACUACGAAGCAAAUCACAGUGAGUUAGUGGCAGUACAAAUUUGACCAAAUAGUGAAGGCAACUAACUAUUAGCAACAGAAAAAUGGCAGGACUUGGAAUGAGCGGGGGUCCUUAUACACAACAACCCAAAGAUUAAUAUGUACUCAUAAUUCUCCAUUACAGACCAUAUACAAAUUCAGUCAAAAGACAAAAAAUCCACUUCAGAAAAAUAUCAAAAGCCAUCAGUUCUGGGAAAUGCAAGCAUAAGGCUAUUCCUUCUCAAAACAUCCUAACACCACCAUCAUCAUAAACUCUAAAAUCGAAAUCGUAACAAUCUGUCUCUCCUUCCCCCCUUUCCCUUUUCAUCAUUUUCUUCGAACAGGUUAGCGAAAUAAAAAAAACCCUGCAGCAGAACAGGUUCAUGACUCAACAGAGAUGUUGACGCUUGGCUGCUCAGCGGCCAUGUUUGCAGGAGCAGCAGCAUUUGUGGUGGUAGUAGUAGUUACAUGUUGUUCCGACCCAGAAUCCCUUUUUGCCUUGUUGUGGUGGGUACUGCCAUUUGCUGUCUGUCCACCGCUGCUGGUACGAGUCCUGGCUCUUGGACCAGAUGGGGAUUCUUUAUGGGCAUGGCUGCCAAGGCUGUGGCGCUGCCUGGCACAAUGCUUGCUGAUGACCUGUUGUUGAUCUUGCUCCUGAUAUGUGCUCACAGCUGCAUCUCCGCAGCUCUUUCUCCGGUUAAGCUUCGGUGAUACUGGCCGCGUCAAUGGCAGCUGACAAAAUAGAAGAACAUAACACAAAAAUCCCACAGGUUAGAGUUGGUAAAGUGCUGCUGCAGUAGACUUGAAGUUGCACUUACAUAUGAAGAAGAAAGAGUCCAUUUUUGCAGCAGCUUCAUUUGUUGUCAUAUGUGAAGAGAAGUGCAUAAGUCUAAAGAGUUGUUUAAGACAUAAAGCGAAGAUGUUCCUUUCUCAUUAUGGGUGUGUUCGGUUUGGUCAGUAUGUAUAUGGAUCUUAUUUGUUUCAAUAGAGGUGUAUUUCAAAA
Messenger RNA from Linum trigynum, 1277 nucleotides. The record is from the annotation of a GenBank genome assembly. NCBI's taxonomy places the organism in Eukaryota, Viridiplantae, Streptophyta, Magnoliopsida, Malpighiales, Linaceae.